AUGGGCUUUGGAGCGGCAUUUGACGGGAAUGGCUUUUGUACGAAUUUCUUUGAAUCAACACCCUUCAGGAUCGAGGAGCUUGCAUCUACAGGGGAAAAAAAGUGGUAUUUUUACCGUCCAAGGGACCAUAAGUACAGGAACAGCGCCCAUCCAAACCGUGUUACAGGAGCUAGUUUUUGGAAGGCUACUGGAACUGACAAACCAAUAUACUCCUCUGAUAGCACCAAAUGCAUUGGUUUGAAGAAGUCCUCAGUCUUCUACAGAGGUAGAGCCGCUAGAGGCAUAAAAACUGACUGGAUGAUGCGCGAGUUUCGUCUUCCUACAACUAAUAUUGAGUCAGCACAACCUAAGAAAUUCUUGGAUAGAAAUUUUCCAGCAAAUGUAGGUCCACAUCCUGCAGGUGGUGAUAUUAAGCAGAUUGCAACCAAAAAACAGCAGUCAGAUAUGAUUGAGGUAUUCACAGCUGAGUAUCCUCUAAUAUGUAAAAUCUUCGAGUACAAAAAGCCUUAUAUCAGCUUCAUGGAUGGCGUUACAAUGGGCUUUGGAAUUGGUUUAUCUGGUCAUGGUCGUUACAAGCUUAUCACAGAGGUACUUCUCUACGUCUAUGGAGGAUUACUCGUUUAUGCAAGUACAUCUUAUUUACACGAUCACUGCAUUUAUAUUGUCACCAGAAUUGACCAUCAGCAAGUCAUAUGAAAUGAAGAUUUCAAGUGACAAGCUAAAAGCACACAAUCGUCUAACAUGACAGCUCAAUUAGCUAAUACAGUUACACUGAGAUGAACUUUAAAGU
Molecule: messenger RNA, 790 nt
Organism: Nicotiana tabacum (common tobacco)
Lineage: Eukaryota; Viridiplantae; Streptophyta; Magnoliopsida; Solanales; Solanaceae
Source: RefSeq, a predicted model, not a curated record